Messenger RNA from Gloeophyllum trabeum ATCC 11539, 2598 nucleotides. RefSeq lists its product as uncharacterized. The transcript is spliced from 13 exons. The record is from RefSeq and is a predicted model, not a curated record. Lineage: Eukaryota; Fungi; Basidiomycota; Agaricomycetes; Gloeophyllales; Gloeophyllaceae. Gene Ontology annotation, biological process: amino acid transmembrane transport. Bases 1 to 2379 code for a protein of 792 amino acids. Gene Ontology annotation, molecular function: amino acid transmembrane transporter activity.
AUGUCGCGCUCGCCGUCAAGACCGUUAGAUAUUGGUUCUCCUCGUCGAGAAUCACGGCUAUCAGUUCCUGAGCCUAGCGACUCGCCCUCUCCACAUCCGGCAAACGUCUCAGGUACACCUGACUUGCGUACCCUCCGUGCGCAAUACACUGGAACGCCACCUUUGCCUAACAUCCCUCCCAGGUCAGUCGCUGGCACUCCGAGAAGUGGAGGAAGUGGCCUAGGGCAGAGUGUGCCGCGUAACGGAAGCUCGCCGUCGCUGCAGCACAAGACGUCUGCCUCGCCGCUGGCGCAGAGGUUAUCUGGGCUGCGUGAUUUUCAGAGCGAUGCCUCCGGCUCUCAAUCGCGGGACUUGGCUUCACAGGGUGGUCUCAGCGCCACGAGACCUGAUGGAUCAUCGAGCAACGAUAGUAGUGAAGGUCUCACGCUUGAUGCUCUCCCGGACGAAGAGAAGGCGAAGGUAUUGAGGAGACAUCUCGUUUCUAAGGAUGAGAGAGAACGCCAAAGCGCCGCCGAGGAUGCGGGCUCGACAGCUGGGUCGUACAAUGGAGCGUCUAAGAGACAUGAUGACUCGGCCGGCACGUCCAGACGUUCCUCCACGGUCUUCCGUUUGACCAGAGAAGACACGGAACCGUUUCCAAUACCAUAUCAAGCACCGGGUGCCGACAUAACUCAUGAUGUGUACAAAUGGCACACGCAGACCAGUAGACGUCCUCGAGCUGCGUCCUUCGCUGGGUCCACCGCCCCGCAAGAUCCUGCAUUUGAGCACAUCCACGAACCCGGCGGAUUCAGGCGGAAUUACGUGCUGCUGAAGGCUAAUCAACAGGGGGCGCAGCCGAGGAUCCUGCGAAGCUUUAUAGACUUCCUCUAUGUAUAUGGGCACUUUGCUGGUGAAGAGCUUGACGAAGAUGAAGACCUCGAAGACAUAGCGGAAGAAGAUGAGGGAGCCGUUGUCCUACCCGGUUCUUCCGCUCCUUUCUUCGAAGGUCCUGCCGAGGCGGGUACGCUGGCCGUCGAUAUCGAGAGUCGUGCCGGUGCUAUUGGGAAGGACGCGCAUGAGCGGACGCCUCUUCUACCUGGCCACGCUCAGGGGAGGUCGAAAUCAAGAUCUCGAUUGAGAAGGGCCUCUAGUGUUGGACCACGCGGAGAUGCGACUGUCACGGAUGCGGUGCUUAUGUUGAUGAAGUCCUUCGUUGGCACUGGGAUAUUGUUCUUGGGCAAAGCUUUCAUGAAUGGAGGACUGUUGUUCUCAGUUCUGACGUUGUCAUUCAUUGCUCUCAUAUCUCUGUACUCAUUUCUGUUGCUCGUGAAGACGAAAUUCAUCGUUCCGGGAAGCUUCGGUGAUAUCGGUGGCGAACUGUAUGGUCCCUGGUUCAGAUAUGCUAUCCUGACUUCCAUCACAGUCUCUCAGCUUGGAUUUGUGUCAGCAUAUACAAUUUUCGUGUCCGAAAAUCUGCAGGCUUUCGUGUUGGGUAUAACGAAAUGCGCGAAGCUCAUUUCAAUCCCAUACUUUAUCCUUAUGCAGCUGGUUAUCUUCCUUCCGAUGGUGCUUAUCCGCAACCUCGCCAAGCUCAGCACUGCCGCGCUUGUGGCAGAUGCGUUCAUUGUUGCCGGCUUACUGUACAUCUUCGGGAGUGAAGUCAGCAUCAUUGCGGAUAGGGGCGUUGCAGACGUUGCAUUGUUCAACUCGAAGGAUUUCCCCCUGUUGAUUGGGACUGCGGUGUUUUCUUUCGAAGGGAUCGGCUUAGUCAUCCCCAUCAGCGAUGCCAUGCGCGAACCUCGGAAAUUCCCUGCUGUCUUGACUGGUGUUAUGCUCUUCUUGAUGGUCUUGUUCGGUGGAGGCGGUGCACUGGCAUACAUGACUUUUGGGUCCGAUAUCAAGACCGUAGUGAUUACUAACUUGGACCAGAGUAGUAAGAUGGUGCAAGUGGCGAGUAUCGUCCAAUUUUUGUACUCCAUCGCCAUCCUACUUUCCGUGCCGUUGCAGCUGUUCCCUGCGGUCCGCAUUAUGGAGAAUGGCAUCUUUACCCGUAGCGGUAAAGGCGACACGAAGGUCAAAUGGCUGAAGAACGUGUUCAGGUUCCUGAUCGUGAUCUGCUGUUCCCUCUUGGCUUGGGCGGGGGCUGCGGAUCUGGACAAGUUUGUGUCGUUUAUCGGAAGUUUCGCUUGUGUACCGCUUUGCUACGUGUACCCGGCUAUGCUGCACUACAAGGUGGCUCGCACCAGGCGGCAGAGGAUCGCUGACAUUGCGCUUAUGAUUUUCGGUAUGGCUGCCGCUAUCUAUACUACGGUGCAGACAGUACAGUUGAUGGUAGCGUCCGGACCUGGAGAAGGGGCGCCGAACAUCGGCGAAUGCGACCUUCCUGUAUCAGGGCGUUAAGCUCGAGGAUCAGCUCCUCAUAAGAGUUAGUGAGCCACCUAGGUGGCUUAGUAUGUCCAAGGACAGGUUUCGCCUACCGCUCGACCUAUGCGAGAACGUUGAAAUCUUCUUGAAAGGCUCCAUUGGCAUAUCUCUUGGUUACAUGUGCAUCAUAUUCAUCAGUCUCGUAAUGUAGAUACUCUAGCCCAUCGCAAUCACUAAUGCUGUCAACUUGCGAAC